GGUAAACAGUCGCCAUAUUGGAAAGAAAUUUUGCCAAAGCAGACGAGAUGUAAUUUUUUAUUGCAGAUUUGGCAAUAUCCAGCCAAAUGUCGUCGGCAUUGGCCAAGUUUAGAAAAUCUAAUAAGGAUGGUGACAUCAAGAAAGCCGCGCAAAAGGUGUCAGAUCCAAAGAAGGAUACGCUAACACGGCUGAAACAUUUGCGGACAGUUCUGGAAAAUUAUGAAACAGCUGAGGCAAAGAAGUUUUUUGAGGAAAAUUAUUCUCAUAUAUACUAUAUCUUCUUUGACAACUUUGUAAUAGUAGAGGCAGAUCUUAAACAAAGAGCAAACAAGUCUCAUAGGGAAGAGCUAGACAAUAUCUUAAAUAUAUUCGAGAAAAUACUGCUGUUGUUGCCAGAACUAGUUCAUAAAAGAUGGAUGUUUCACAGUAUUGGGCGGAUAAUGAAAAAGUUAUUACAUCCUGGAAAUGGACUGAAGCUAAGAAGAGAUGGAAUGAGGCUGUUUUUGAUCUGGUACCAAAUAUUACAAGAUAAUGCAUCUGAUGAGUGCCAUCAGAUCUUCCUACAACUGGUACCUGGCCUUGGAAAGGGAGAGCAACAAGACAUACUUUAUGGCAAAACAGCUAAUACCCCUGACAUAAGAGCUUCUAGUACAAGUUUGUCAAGUUCAUCUUAUGGUGGGAUUAUAGCAGCCGGGGAGAUAACUCCCAUACUACCUGUGCCUGGGGAGAAGCAACCUGACAAUAUCACAAAGUUCUUCUUUGAUGCAUUGCUACAGUUUAUGGUGUCUGAGGUGAUCAAAAUUGAAUGGAUGAACAAAGAUAUGAGAGAAAUCUGUUUUGUCUUUCUUUUCAACAAGUUUAAGCACUCAUAUUUGAAAUGGCUUCUACCAGAUUUUGACAAGACAAGAACCAUAUAUGAUCCCGUACUUGAUUUGCCAUGUGUAAGGGUUCCUGCUGACACACUUUCUACAGAUGAACCAGAAAAUGUGUCUGAAUGUAGAGACUCAUUUAUUCGCUGGUUGACAACUUUUACAAUAACUUCGAACAAAAAACCUGAAGGAGAAGUGUUAAAAGGUAUCUCCUGCUCAGCACUGGCAGAAGGUGAUGAAGAUGAUGUUAAAACUAAGAAAGAUGUUUCAGAGAGCAGAGAAGAGAACCAAGAUCAAGCCCCAGGCAGUAACACUAGCACAUUAUCGGCCAGCUCUCAAAUCUUUGAGAAAGACUCACCAAAUUCAAGCUUCUGUAAUGAAGAACAUAGUACUUCUGAAUACGAGAUUGUGAGGUCUGUGAUGUACUCGACUAGAGAAAACAUAAAUAUUGUUCAUGAGAUAUUCAGACAGGCACUUUUAUUCUCAUUCAAGCAUGGAGGAGCUAUUCGACGUGUGAUAGCAGUUUACAAAGACUGGUUUCAGAAUGAUAGCGAUAACAAGCCUGUGUUCAUGAUGGAACCCAGUGACUCGGGUCUUCCCCUCGGGCUGCUGCCUGAUUUAUCACAUAGCCUCUCUGAUAUCCUUGAGGAAGAUGGUUCAACUGAUUCUAUGGAAUCUGCACCAAAUUCAAUUCCUCUGCAAAUGUCUCGGGAUUCAGGGGACUUGAAGACUUGGUUACGAAAUGCUUCAUACCUAGGUGCUAUUCAGGACUUGGCUGAUGGUGGGGACUUGACCCAGUAUGACAUACGUGCUGGUCAACAGAAACUGAUCCAGAUAUGUGUAACAAAUGCUGCCAAUAUUUUCCUGCUUCAAGCUGACAGUGAUAGUGCAUUACAAGAGCAG
This is a messenger RNA of Ruditapes philippinarum (Manila clam), 1772 nucleotides long. Its product is annotated as ral GTPase-activating protein subunit alpha-1-like. Lineage: Eukaryota; Metazoa; Mollusca; Bivalvia; Venerida; Veneridae. The transcript has 13 exons. Gene Ontology annotation, cellular component: nucleus; cytoplasm. Gene Ontology annotation, molecular function: GTPase activator activity. The annotation marks the transcript as partial. Gene Ontology annotation, biological process: positive regulation of GTPase activity. The record is from RefSeq and is a predicted model, not a curated record.